AUGGAGGCCCAGGGCCCGGCGGGGGGCGAGCCUCCCUCCAUGGCGGACGUGCGCGCUCCUGGCGGCGUCGACGCGGACGCCGAAGCUGGCGCGCGUGCCGUAUGGAAUGCCGUAGCUGGAGAGGCAGGUACAGAGGCGCAAUAUGAGGCGCGUGUGCGGGGGAAGAAGGUGGUGCUGGGCAAUGCCAACCGACGAGCGCCACCGCCAGCGACGCCGGCCCUGGCGCGCCAGCAGGCGAAAGCGCGACGCCGUGCUGCCGUGCCGCGCGGAACACCCCGACAGAGGUCGAAGCGUGCACGAAUUUACGCGCAAGAUACCCUGACCAGCGCACAGAUCGAGCCGCUGCGGACGCUGUGGACAACGUACAUCCAGGACAUGCUGCGUGUACGGGACAUGACGCGUGCCGAGGCAGAGGCGCAGCUGAGCAAUGCAAUGUGGGUGCAGCAGGUACAGAAUGCGCUCCUCAAGGCCGAUUGGACCGGCGCGCUCGUGCAAGUAGUGCGCUCCACCCAGCCCACACUGGUGCAUGUGCAUGGCACCGUUCUCGCGGAGACACACGAGACGCUGCAGGUGCUGCCGCCCACUACGCAGCCGAUGCGGCCGCAGUGUGCGUAUGCUCGACUAACAAAAGGUAUCCCAAAGCACAAUACCGUGUUUCGCAUAGAUAUCCCGCUGCAAGACGGUACACUUACGAUGGAUGUCCACGGCAACCAGGUUCGGUACACCCUCCCUGCCCGCGCGACCCGCAAACACAAGGCAAAAAAAACUGUAGAACUGUAA
This is a messenger RNA of Malassezia sympodialis ATCC 42132, 780 nucleotides long. RefSeq lists its product as uncharacterized. The record is from RefSeq and is a predicted model, not a curated record. Gene Ontology annotation, molecular function: ribonuclease P RNA binding. NCBI's taxonomy places the organism in Eukaryota, Fungi, Basidiomycota, Malasseziomycetes, Malasseziales, Malasseziaceae. Gene Ontology annotation, biological process: tRNA 5'-leader removal; rRNA processing. The coding region runs from base 1 to 780 and encodes 259 amino acids. The transcript has a single exon. Gene Ontology annotation, cellular component: ribonuclease P complex; ribonuclease MRP complex.